AUGGGGGCAGGCGGCCCCAAAGGCAAGGGUAUUGGCAGCAAACUCGCAAACAAGUCCACAGGGCGUAAGAUCGACACCCCCGGCGCCUUCCUCCUGGCCUUUGUCGGGAUCGGGUACAUGGCCCUGAUCGUCAUCCUGCCCUUUGCCAAUGUCUUUGUGCAAGCCUUCAGCAAGGGUAUCGGCCCCUUCCUGGCCGUCCUGGCGGAGCCAGAGUUCCGGCAGGCGGUGAAGAUGACCCUGCUGCUCAGUGCCGUCGCGGUCCCCAUCAACACCGUGUUUGGCGUGCUGGCGGCGCUCUUCCUGUCCCGCAACCGGUUCAGGGGCAAGGAGCUCCUCAUCUCCUUCAUGGACCUGCCCUUUGCCAUCUCGCCCGUGGUCACGGGCAUGAUGUUUGUGCUGCUGUACGGCCGCUCUGGACUCUUUGCACCCCUCAUCUCUAGGUUCGGGUUCAACAUCGUCUUUGCCUUCCCAGGAAUGGCUUUGGCCACGAUGUUUGUGACCAUGCCGUUUGUGGUCCGUGAGCUGAUGCCGGUGCUGGAGGAAAUGGACAUCCAGGAGGAGGAGGCUGCCACCUCCCUCGGCGCAUCUGGGUGGCAGACAUUCUGGAAGGUCACGCUGCCCAAUAUUCGAUGGGGUCUGCUGUAUGGCAUCAUCCUGACCAACGCUCGCGCCAUGGGCGAGUUUGGGGCGGUCAGCGUCAUCUCUGGCAACAUCAUCGGCCAGACCCAGACCCUGACCCUCUUUGUGGAGUCUUCUUACAAGGAGUACAACUCGGAGGCUGCAUUUGCAGCUGCCGUCCUGCUGUCCAUCCUGGCCGUGGUCACGCUCUUCCUGAAGGACAGACUCGAGCGCGCGGCUGCCAAGGAGAAGAAUGAAGGGAAGUGA
Auxenochlorella protothecoides is the source of this 885-nucleotide messenger RNA. RefSeq names its product Sulfate transport system permease protein CysW. Gene Ontology annotation, biological process: transmembrane transport. The transcript is spliced from 6 exons. The record is from RefSeq and is a predicted model, not a curated record. NCBI's taxonomy places the organism in Eukaryota, Viridiplantae, Chlorophyta, Trebouxiophyceae, Chlorellales, Chlorellaceae. The coding region runs from base 1 to 885 and encodes 294 amino acids. Gene Ontology annotation, cellular component: plasma membrane. Gene Ontology annotation, molecular function: ABC-type sulfate transporter activity.